Calidris pugnax (ruff) is the source of this 1492-nucleotide messenger RNA. It is a transcript of the gene AIFM2, whose product is annotated as apoptosis inducing factor, mitochondria associated 2. Gene Ontology annotation, cellular component: cytoplasm; mitochondrion. Gene Ontology annotation, molecular function: electron-transferring-flavoprotein dehydrogenase activity; flavin adenine dinucleotide binding. Bases 9 to 1193 code for a protein of 394 amino acids. Gene Ontology annotation, biological process: positive regulation of apoptotic process; apoptotic mitochondrial changes. The record is from RefSeq and is a predicted model, not a curated record. NCBI's taxonomy places the organism in Eukaryota, Metazoa, Chordata, Aves, Charadriiformes, Scolopacidae. The transcript has 8 exons.
GCGGCAGGAUGGGGUCCCGCCUGUCCCUGGACGACUCGGUGCGGGUGGUGGUGGUCGGGGGGGGUUUCGGGGGCACGGCGGCCGCCAGCCUCCUCAAAUCCUGGGCCGUCCCUUUCCUGCUGGUGGACGUGAGAGACGCUUUCCAUCACAACGUGGCCGCCCUCCGCGCCGCCGUGGAGAGGGGGUUUGCCAAGAAGACUUUCAUCUCCUACUCUGUCACCUUUGGGGACAGCUUCCGGCAAGGCAAGGUCGUUGGCAUAGACCCUGGGAGGCAGCAAGUCUUGCUGAGUGAUGGUGAGGAGCUUUACUACUCCCACCUCAUUCUUGCGACAGGCAGCGAUGGGCCAUUCCCUGGGAAGUUCAACAAAGUCAUUGACAUGGAAAGUGCCAUCCAGACCUAUGAAGACAUGGUUGAAGAGAUUGAGAAGUGUGAGCGAAUCCUGGUCGUGGGAGGUGGUGCUGCUGGAGUGGAGAUGGCUGCAGAGAUCAAAACAGAGUACCCAGCCAAAGAGGUCACCCUCAUUCACUCAAAAAUUGCCCUAGCUGAUGUGGAGCUGCUAGAUAGCGUCCGUCAGGAGGUGAAGGAGAUUCUCCUCAGAAAAGGAGUGCGCCUCUUGUUAAGUGAGAGGGUCAGCAAUGAGGAAAACCUCAAGGUCUGUGACCCAGGGCUCUCUGUCCCAACAGGUGAGAGGGUCAGCAAUGAGGAAAACCUCAAGACAAACCGGUUCCAGAAGGACAUGGUAGUAAGGACAGAGAAGGGCACCGAGGUGGUUACUGACAUGGUGGUCCUGUGCACGGGGAUAAAGAUUAACUCUUCAGCCUACGCCUCUGUGUUUGGGGACAAAAUGGCAAGUAAUGGCGCUUUGAAAGUUAACAAGCAUCUCCAGGUGGAAGGCUACGAGAACAUCUACGCCAUCGGGGACUGCGCAGAUCUGAAGGAACCAAAGAUGGCCUACCACGCUGGGCUCCACGCCAACGUCGUGGUGACAAAUAUCAUCAACAGCCUGACGCAUAAGCCUCUUAAAACCUACCAACCAGGGUCACUGACGUUCCUGCUGUCAAUGGGCAGGAAUGAUGGCGUAGGCCAGGUGAACGGCUACUACGUGGGACGUCUCUUGGUGACCAUUGCUAAAAGUCGAGACCUGUUUGUCUCCAAGAGCUGGAAGACAAUGGGACAGACAAUGCCCUCUUAAGGGGGUAUCAGUAACAAACCUACAAGGAGUACAGCAACUGGAAGAGGGUGAGGGUGCACUUUAAUUGCUUGGACACACCGAUACUGUCUCCAACAGCACCUCCUAAAGCCACCUCCAUUAAAGCGGUGCCCUGCCUUGCUCUAAAGGAAGGAGGCACUUUCCAAAUGAAGUGCACAGAAGUUCUCAUGAUAAAAAAAACAGGGAAGGAAUGUUUCAUUUACUUCCUCGUUGAGAUAGCUCUGAGCAAGAAACUUGGUUUACCAUGAUUUGUAACAAUAAACAUUGUGGUUUUCAAAAUC